CUGUAGAGAGAAGUCUCUUUCGUUCGACAGCGAUUCUUCUUUUAAAUCAAGAAAUUCACUCGUAGAGAGAUGUCUUUGGGUGAAUUUCUCUCUUGUCUUUCGUCCGACAGCGAUAUCCAUCGUUCUUUGUAGUUUUUGCAAGUAAUGUCCUAUUCAAUUUACGUAAUUUCACGCUCGUUACAGAAUGAACGUGCCGGUAGAGCGAGUCGGAGAUCCGUAAUCGUGUCCAUAAUCGUGCGCGAAUUGACGGCGAAAUUGCGAUUUGAAUAAAAGAAGAAAAACAACUAGGGCGUACGAAGAAUCGACCGGAAACGCGCGCUCGGUAUCGUUUGUCUCUCUCUGUCUCCCCCUUUCGACGUCGUUUAUAUAUGCGAGCAAGUAUCUCGCAGAUCCGAGUCGUUUCACCUUCGAGAUGCAAGAUAGAAAUUUUCGACGGUGCAACGUGCCGCGCGAGAGUGACAGUAACGCUUGUAUUUUUAAAUAAUUGUAUCGAUCUCGCCUAUAAUAAAUAAGCUCGAGCCUAAGUGAGGAAAAUGUUGAAGAUUAUUGCGCUCUUGGUCAGUGCUUGGCUCGACGUUAUUCUAUGCGAGACGCAGCUAUCGAAGCACGCUGCAAGCGCAAGUCGAGUGUUAUCUUGUAGGAAUCCGCCUCUAUGUGAUUUAUCGAACACGAUCGAGCCGAGAAAUGACGCGCAGUUUUACUCGGAUUCGCAAACUUUCGCCACGUCGCAGCAGCCCAAUUACCUCCGGCGCAGUUAUUACAGCGGAUUCGGCUCGUUUGCAUCGCCGGCUCAUUAUCACACCUUCGAUCCUAUCAGCGUGCUAGCGUCAUUGGCAUUUUUGGCGUUCUUAUUGCAGUCGUUUGCUUCGCUCUACGAUCGCUCGAGAUCGAUGUUGCCGACGAUAGUCAGUGGUCGGCGACGGUCGUCGGACAUGGACCUGACGAUCCCCGAAAUCUCAACACACGUGUCGCGUGCCUUGCGAAACUACGAAAGUCUCAAUUUGGAUGCGAAUGACUGACACGUUCUCGUUUCUCAUCGUAAGAUGAAAUACAUUUAGCGUUCCUGCAAAUAAUUCUCUUAAAGUUACUCGGAGAUAUCGACACGAUGAGAAUUCUGUAAUGUCAUCUCAACAUACACACACACAUACACGCAUAAGAAAAAUAAAAAAAGAAAGAAAAUAAAACCCAAGUUAUUCUUUCUUUGUUUUCGUCUUGUUUAUUUGACAUUCGAAGUUUGUCCGACAUAAAUCUCCGUAAUUCAAAGUCAACACGCGUAUAGUAUUUUGGUAGUAAUUAUUGCAUUAUACUUUGUCGAUAGAUUACACAAAGCUCUUAGGCAACAUCGAACGAUGUAGUUUCGAAGAACAAACUAACAUUAAAGUGUAUUAUGUAUAAUAAAGUAUAUUAUGCGAGGUUUUAACUAAUCUAGUCCUAAAUGUUGUUUAAAAUUGUACUAUUACGAAGCGCCAUUUACCGUUUCGUCUGCGACCUUUUGAAGUCAACCUCGAAUAAUUUCUAAAAAUAUGUAAUUACAUCAUGUACAAAUUAAGUGAAGCGACACUGCGAAAUUUGUUAUUCUGCUCUUCCUAACAUACACAGAUGUCUGCUUGCACAAUUAUAAAUAUAUAUAUAUAUAUGUA
Molecule: messenger RNA, 1640 nt
Organism: Odontomachus brunneus
Lineage: Eukaryota; Metazoa; Arthropoda; Insecta; Hymenoptera; Formicidae
Exons: 3
Coding region: 534-1019 (161 amino acids)
Source: RefSeq, a predicted model, not a curated record